Molecule: messenger RNA, 5866 nt
Organism: Myxocyprinus asiaticus (Chinese sucker)
Lineage: Eukaryota; Metazoa; Chordata; Actinopteri; Cypriniformes; Catostomidae
Product: cAMP-dependent protein kinase type I-alpha regulatory subunit
Exons: 10
Coding region: 1753-2892 (379 amino acids)
Biological process (GO): regulation of protein phosphorylation
Cellular component (GO): cAMP-dependent protein kinase complex
Molecular function (GO): cAMP-dependent protein kinase regulator activity
Source: RefSeq, a predicted model, not a curated record
GCUUUCUAUAAAGGUAUAAUGUCAGGUUCUGUGGCAUCUGGAUCAAGUGACAAAAGCGUCCCUGUUUGCCCAUAUUCACCCUACUAUGUAUAAAAAAAACAAAAAAAAACUAAACUAACCUAGGUCAUUUUUAUUUUUAUUUUAGUUAGUUUGUGAGUUAUGAAAAAAGUAUUUUAGUUUCAGUUUUUUCCAAUCAUUUCAGUUUUUAUUUUUAUUUCAGUUAACAGAAAUGUUUUUGUUUAGUUUUCAGUUUUGUUUUUGUUAACGAUGAUAUCACCAUUUAUAAGCACUGGCAGAUGUUUGUUUUAUUUUUUAUUUUGGUUAUGAUUACCCGAUCACUUGGAUAUAUUUACAACAGGGUUCCCACAGAAAUUUUUAAAUAAGGAUUUUCAGGUCUGGAAAAGUUAUAAAAAUUAACAAGAUCUUAGAAAGCUUUGGAAAAGUCUGCCUUAUUUAGCAUCAUUAAUCUACUCGUAAAUCUAAAACUUUUUUAUAUUUGCAAUUUUUUAAUUAUUUAGUGUAAAUUUAUAGCAAAAUACUUGUAUUAUAUUACCCUGGAAAUAGUUUAAAGAGCACCUAUUAUGGUUUUUCAAAUAUUACCUUUCAUGUAGUGUGUUAUAUAGCUGUUUGUGAAUGUAAAAAAGUCUGCAAAGUUUCAAAAAUCAAAGUGCACGACAAAAGGAGUUAUUGACUCCCAAAAGAAAGAACCGAUUCUGAACACCUGAAAUGAGUCUUUAGUAAUUCCAGACUUAUUUCCUGUACUAACCUACAUAAUUUGGUAACAAAAAACCUGCCUCUGGUCUUCAUUGGCUGCUCGCGGACCGCUUUGACCCGCCCUCAAACACUACACUAAGCGGUAGACCAAUCACAACAGACUGGGACAUCUGACCAAUCAGAGCAGAGUAGGCUCUCUGAAAGGAGGAGUUUAGAAUGAAUCCUUUAGAACGGAUCAUUGAAGGAGUCGUUUGAUACACGGGGAAAAAAAGGUAACGCUGCAAUUUAAAUUAUGAGCAAAUUAAAGUGUUUUUUGACCUUGGAUGCAUGUAAAUCUAUUGUAUGAGACCUUUAAAACAAAAUUAGGCACACUUAAAAAUCAUAAUAGGUGCUCUUUAAAAAAAUCAUUUACCGCAGAUGCGAAAAGGUUUCUAAUACAGCUGCUUGGAGAGUGAGAGUAAAUUUGCCACCAUCUCUCUUCUGACGGUCUUAAUCCAUCGCUCUCUAAUUUUUUCUCCAUUUGGAAAGUUGUGGAAACGUUGUAGUGGCAAUUUCUUUUGAUGUUGGAGCAAAUGUGUAAGCAAAAAUUAUAUUUGGCGUAGUCACCUGUUCACUCACAUUAACCGCUAUCUAAGUUUACCCUGCAAUUGUUUACUUCCGUGUUCAAAAACUCAGAAGUGUGAAAGCCAUUUGGAUUACUCUGUUCUAAAAUAUUUUAUCGGCUGAAAAUUGCUCUUACCUUUAGUCAGGAAGACAUUACUUUACAGAAUGCUUUUUUAAAUUUUUUAAAAUUUUUUGCAUUUCCUUCCAAAUUGUGUAAAUGCCACAGAUUCUUUUUGUAUUUCAUAUGAAAUUAGAAAUUAAAACCAACCUACUCUAAGAAGCAAAGUGAUAGUUUUCAAAGUUUGUUUACAAGUUCCUGCCUCUAAAGAUGUUGUGCUUGUUUUGGUGGGGAGGUAGAGCUUGAUUUUGCUUCUUCCAGAUUCUUUGCGUUUCAUGAGCUGAUGUGAGUUGCAUGUGCCAGAUCAGCAGGUCAUCAUGGCGUCCAGCAGUACGAGCAGUGAAGAGGAGAGGAGUUUGCGGGAGUGUGAGCGCUACGUGCAGAAGCACAACAUCCAGCAGCUGCUGAAGGAUUGUAUUGUGCAGCUGUGCACCUCCAGGCCUGACAGGCCCAUGGCUUUCCUCAGAGAGUACUUCGAAAGGCUUGAGAAGGAGGAAGCUAAACAGAUCAUCAGCCAGCAGAAGUCGAGCUCUCGUUCAGACUCCCGUGAAGAUGAGGUCUCUCCUCCCAUGAACCCUGUGGUUAAGGGCCGGCGGCGCCGUGGUGCCAUCAGCGCAGAGGUCUACACUGAAGAAGAUGCUGCUUCCUAUGUCAGAAAGGUCAUUCCUAAAGACUAUAAAACAAUGGCUGCCCUUGCUAAAGCGAUAGAGAAAAAUGUGCUUUUUGCCCAUCUCGAUGACAAUGAGAGAAGUGAUAUAUUUGAUGCCAUGUUCUCAGUCACCUACAUUGCAGGAGAGACUGUCAUUCAGCAAGGGGAUGAGGGUGAUAACUUUUAUGUUAUCGACCAAGGUGAAAUGGAUGUGUAUGUCAACAAUGAGUGGGUGACCAGUAUUGGAGAGGGUGGCAGUUUUGGUGAACUGGCUUUAAUCUACGGCACUCCCAGAGCAGCCACUGUUAGAGCAAAGACCAAUGUCAAGCUGUGGGGGAUCGAUAGAGACAGCUACAGGAGAAUACUCAUGGGAAGCACUCUGAGAAAGAGAAAAAUGUAUGAAGAAUUCCUUAGCAAGGUCUCCAUUUUGGAAUCCCUGGAUAAAUGGGAACGGUUGACUGUUGCCGACGCCCUUGAGACAGUCCAGUUUGAGGAUGGCCAGAAGAUUGUUGUGCAGGGUCAGCCUGGAGAUGAAUUUUUUAUUAUCCUUGAGGGGUCUGCAGCAGUCCUGCAGCGACGGUCGGAGAAUGAGGAGUUUGUGGAGGUUGGAAGACUCGCACCCUCUGACUACUUUGGUGAGAUUGCCCUGCUCAUGAACCGCCCUCGUGCUGCCACAGUGGUUGCUCGUGGUCCGCUAAAGUGUGUCAAACUUGACCGUCCCCGGUUCGAACGUGUGCUUGGUCCCUGCUCAGAUAUCCUGAAGAGAAACAUACAGCAGUACAACAGCUUUGUGUCUCUGUCCGUCUGAGAUGCAUUAGGCUCUUUCCUCCUCUAUUGCAGGGUCCACCAAUGCAAAUCCGCUUUAUUUUCAUACUUUUCUUUAUUUACUUUUCCAACACCCAGGUGCCCAUUCACUUCAGUGUUCUCUUUCUGUCUGUUUUUGGAUUUGUGCUGCACCCUGUCACGUUUGUAUCAAUCAUAGAUUUACCAUAAGGCUGAUUGUUAGUUUUGCCUGAGAAAUGAGCCAAUUAUUGUGCCACAGAUGCCUGUCACGUGAACAUAACUAAAAUUGAUCAGAAUUUUCUCUUGCCUCCAAAUUGCUCUAUAAGUUUCUCUGUAACAGUGUUUAGAAUGGAAGGAAAACUUUGGCAAGACUGACAGUUGUGUAGUGUAUCUACUCAGUAUGUUAUGAUGUAUUUUAAUUGAGCCAUUGAAGCGUUUCAGAUUCAGUUUUCCUUCAUUAAUUUCCAGCAUUUGAAUAUAGGGAAGCCAAAGGCAAAUCCAUGUGUGUUAUGUUGUUUUCUUGAGGGUACUGAAGUUUAAAUGUCACCGUGUUUAUCAUGGUCAUCAGCUUUGCUCUUUUAUUGUUAUAGCUGCACAUAUAGUGUAUGUAAAUGAUUAUAUAUUAGAAGUAAAUGACCAUAACCAUAUUGUUUUGCACAGUUUGAUAUCUAUAUAUACACAUAUAUAAAGAACUCUUUAUAUGUGCCUGCUGUUUUUCCAUUGUGGCAUUUGAUCCCAUUGCAUUGGGGGAACAAGCCUUUUUUUCAUACUCAGUUGGACGUCUGCUUUUCCUUCAUCCUCCAUGUUACAUGGACUCUUAUGUAGAGCAGACCAGGAUUAGUCAAAUCCCCAUUUGAAGUUACACUUUUUUUCACAUUUCCUUCUUUCUGAAAUGCCCUCUGCUGCAAAUGCAUUUGUUUGUGUCCCCCACAAAGGUAAUGUUAUUUUAAUUAAUUAUUUUGUUUGGUCAAAGAAAUUAUGGUGGAAAUUAGUACGGAAAAGUCUAAUUGUUGAUAAAGUUGUUUAAUAGUUAAUAUCGGGAGAGUUAAAGAAAUGUAACCGUUGUUGUUAAUGGAGUAUUUUUUAUACUUGUCUGUAAAAACUGAGCUGGUGAUACUUUGUGACUGACUGAGAAUGUGAGUAUCCUCUUUUUACGCAACAGGAAGUGGCUACUUGGUGACCUCCUUGGCCCACAGAGAUUUUUCCCAUUAGCUUCUCUCUCUCUCUCUCUCUCUCUGAGAUUGCAUGUAAACGUCUUUGAAAUCCCAAAUGUUGUUCUUUCUCAUUUGUUUGCUGAAAAACUAAACCACAUCCAAGUAUGUGGAUAAUUGGGAAGGGCUAAGAAUUUGCUAAUUGUUUUCAAAUUUUAAAUGUCCUUUUUUUUUUUUUUUUUUUAUUAGAUAAUUUAUGCUACUCAUAAUUAAAUCAAAGUCUUAAAACAGGGACAGUAUUUACCGCUUGUGUUAAGUUCAUGGUGUCUGUGUGGCAUUAGGUUUGGGAUCCAUACAAUAUUAUGAAAUAGAUUGGCGAUCCACUGCUGCCACCACCUUAAUCUCUUAUCAGAUAUUGGUCUUUAUGGAUAGGGUUUUCUGAGCUGUGUACAGUUUUAUUGGGUGAUACAAUAUAGUGUUAACAGUUGCUAAAUUUAGAUUUUAAUUGUCACACUUGUUUUAUUUUGAAUGAAUUGAUUUGUAUUUUAACUUUGAUUUUUUUUUCCAUACGUGUUUGUUAUACAGACAUGUAGUAUACAGAUACACAGCUCCUUUAUACCGCAGACUCAUGUUAUUGCAAGUGCCAGAUUUAUUGUUUUGAUUUUGCUUUCCCCCUAAUAUAUUCAUAACUGUUCUGUCAGCUUGAGACCUGUAUUACUUUUAAACUUCAAUAUUUUAUUUCAUCCUUAUAUGGUCUCCAUAAGAGUGUAAUUGAUUAGUAGACACAGAGUUAUUUAUUCAGAUGUAAAGCUCCAGUAAUCUGGGGUGUGCCCAGAACUUUCCCAAAAUUGCUUUGAAUAUUAAAGCAAGAGACCAGUGAAUUUUGUUGAAAUUUUGUUUCUCCUGUUGUCAUUCCAUAACACUUGAAUUGGCAUGUCAGUGCAACUGUCUAAAAUAAGAUUUUUACUUACAUGCUCAUUCACAGAUUUCUGCCACUCUAAUUCCAAGAUUUUAUUUGAAAUUCAGAAUCAGUAAAAUCGUGGUGCUGUAGCUUCAAAACCACAGAAUUUGCUACCCUUAAUUGCAGGGGAUGUAAAAUUUCAAAUACGAUAUAGCCUUUUGAUUAACUGUUCCACUGUAUUUUCAAGUGGCUUAUGCCUUAUGAUGGGGUGGAAUAAAUGAACAUGUUUAAUUGUUUAUAAUGAGUUGUCCUCAUAUUGUAAAUUGUGACACCAUUUGAUUUAAUUGCUUAAUAGUGUACUGAUUAUAGCUUGUGCACUGUUCAAUUAACUUUAUUUUUUGGCUGUGCAGAAUUUAUGUUGCAGUUUUAGUCAACUAAAUGGAACCAUCAAUCUUUUCCCAUUGUCUUUUGUUCUGUGAAAAGAUUUAAUGGUUUUGUACCACCACAAUUGCAAUGUUCUCUUCAUUUUAUGAUUUUCAACAACUUCAGGCCCUGUAUCUUCAAGAACAUUCAGUGGUACUUUGGAAAGGUGUUUGUAUUAGCCCUCAUACUUUUUUGUAGCUUGCUUUUCAUUCCCUGUGACUUCCGGUGGCGUUUUCUUCUGAAGUUUUCAGUAAAAUGAUGUUAUAGUAUUUACAGGGGUAUUUAUAUAUUUGGUCGUAAGCUUUAUCAUCAGGGCUUAGAGUCUCCAAUUCACAUGUUCUUCAGCUGUUCGGUUUGUCAAACCCUCAGCACAGAGAGGUAUAAAACGUCAGAGGACCAUUUUUCUAUUAUUCUUUUUCUAUAACUGUAUACGGUUUGAUUUCAUUGGAUGUGCUCAAGUUGUAACCCUUUUGGUAUAGAUUGUCCCAAUGGCAGGUCAAGCAAUAAAAUGAUUAAUUCUUGAA